AUGGCGGGCGCCUCCGACCCCCUGGAAGAUAUGCUCUUUUCAGAGGUGGACGAGAAAGCUGUGAGCGACCUGGUGGGCUCGCUGGAGUCGCAGCUCACCGGCCAAACAACCCCCGCGGCCAAGACGGACGAGAACGGAGGCGCUGGCUCCGAGACCCCCGCUAACCAUCUCUUAGGAAAACCGCUACCAGCUCCAGUGGGCACCACAACACUGGAACAACAACAACAAGGACGGCGUAAUAAACCCGAGAUGCGCCCGGAGAUCAACUCCAAAGACGGGAGCCCGGAUAAAAGUGUCACAGCCGCUUCUCUGGGCUGCUCCCCGUCUGUCGGCGAGUCCUCCGCCACCAACUCAUCGGCUGCCUGUGUGAGCGCAGCGGGCAGCGGCAGCAGCAGCGGCGGCGGCGGCUCGCAAUCACAUGGAGCAUCCAUCACAACACUGACGGCUCCUGGCGUGUCAACUUUGGCGUCUCCGCCCGCCAGCAUCAGCACCGCCACCGCCACCAGCCGCGCCUCCAAGGGCUCCCCAGGCGCAGGUGAGCCGUCGAUGGAAACCAGCCCGGGGAGAAAACGCUUCACCACGCCGCGGAGGAGCGCCGCGGCUCGGAUAAAGAGUUUUAACGGCGCCGCUGUGACGACGAGGAGGAACAGCAACACGGUGGGUGGAGAGACCGUCAGCCCGGUGGAUUCAAGCCCACCAAACUCCUCCACUCGGCCGCCGACAGCCGCUAUCAACACUUCCACUUUCACGGUGUGUAACGCCAGCCUGCCCGAGGGUCAGUCUGCUAUAGCUCUGGACCGGGGGACUCCCACCAUCGCUCUGCACAGACUCCCCAGUCACAUCGUGGCCAGUAUCGCUCAGAACGGAAACGGGACCAGUGUCUCGGCCUUGGUCCAGCAGGGCGCCCGCAUAGGAGCCGCCACCUGCUCAGCUGCACAGGAGAACCACAGCAAAACCACCACAGACACUGGGGCUUCCAAAACAGACGAGUGUCAGUCCAAAAUUGUAAUGUCAAGCCAGACUGUCAGUGUCAACUCUGUAAUAAACUCUGUUUCCUCUGCACCUUCUGUUGUCACACCACCACCACCACCACCACCACCAACAACAACCACCACCACCACCACAGCAGCAGCAGAUACAACAACCACAACAGUAACUCAGCCUCUGAGCUCUGCCAAGGCCCCUGCCUGUGUCACAGGGGUGGCAACCAGUUCUGCAUGUGGCACUGGUCAGACUACAUCAGUGACCACCACCACCACCACCACUGUUUGCAUGGUUAGACCCACUGCCCCCUCGCCUACACCUGCUGUGGCCACCUCCGCACAGCCUCAACCCCGUCCUGGACUCACAGCACCCCAGAGGAUGGUAGCCCCCCAGCUGAUUGUCAGACCACCUCAGCAGCAGACGACCAUUCAGCUGCCCCCCGGGUUUACCAUCCCACAGGGAAUGGUGUUGGUGCGCACAGAGCUGGGCCAGCUGGUCAUGGUUCCUCAGCAGGCUUUGGCUCAAGCUCAGGCUCAAGCUCAGGCCCAGGCCCAGAACAACAUCUCUCCUCGACCUGCGACCCCCACCACGGGAACAUCCUUCAGAGUCACGACUCCACAGAAGGGCCCCGUGGCACCGGCCAUUGCUGUGACGGCUCCGCAGCAGACCCCCGUGGUUAUGGCCCCCCAGGCCCCGGCCCAGGCUGCCUCUCAGCCAGUGCAGCCUCCACAGACGGGCAUCGCAGCAGCCCCCGGAGCUUCUGUCGUGUCCCAGGAAAUGCAAGAGAACGUAAAGAAGUGUAAGAAUUUCCUGGCCACACUAAUCAAACUGGCGUCGCACAACUCUCCGUCCCCUGAGACUUCCAAGAACGUCAAGUCUCUGGUUCAGGACCUGCUGGACGCUAAGAUUGAACCAGAAGAAUUCACCAGCCGGCUGCAGACGGAGCUCAAGUCGUCUCCGCAGCCGUACCUGGUGCCAUUUCUCAAGAAGAGCCUCCCGGCCUUGAGGCUGUCUCUGCUGAAUAGUCAGCAGUCCAUGACCCAGCCCUUGCAGCAGGGAGUCAAACCAGCACCCUGUGGCGUCCCUCCUGCCAUUGUGAGUGGGCCAGCUGUCCGCAUACGCCACCCCAACAGCGUCAGCACCACCACGGGUGCCAGCGCGCUGCCCGCCGGGACGCUCGGACAUGCAGCUGCCAUGGGGAUCAAGACAGCGGGCGCUGUCGGUGGCCAGGUGCGGAUGCCUGUGGUGAUCACACAGUCUGUCAGAGCACAAGGCACAAUGGGGAAGGGAGUCGUCAUCCAAGCGGGGAAAAGUCCCAUGGGCUUGGCCGUUCAGAUCUCUGGGAAUCAGAAAAACAAGCUCAACGACCCCGGAGGAGGCUCUUUCAGGGAUGAUGAUGACAUCAAUGAUGUGGCGUCCAUGGCCGGGGUGAACCUGAACGAGGAGAGCGCUAGAAUACUCGCCACCAACUCGGAGCUAGUGGGAACUAAGAUCCGCUCAUGUAAAGACGAGGCCUUUCUCCAUCCGGGACUGCUGCACCGACGAAUACUGGAAACAGCUAAGAAGUUCGGAGUCACAGAGGUCCCCAUGGAGGCAGUGACAUUCAUCUCGCACGCCACACAGUCGCGACUUCGCACCGUGGUAGAAAAAGUUUCGACGAUCGCACAGCACCGACUGGACUCCUGUAAGGAUGAUGAGUGCUACGAGCAGUCUGCAGACGUUCGCUCUCAGCUCCGCUUCUUCGAGCAGCUGGAGAGAAUCGAGAAGCAGAGGAAGGACGAGCAGGAAAGAGAGAUCCUGUUGAAAGCCGCUAAAAGUCGCUCCAGGCAAGAGGACCCAGAGCAAGCUCGACUGAAACAGAAAGCUAAGGAGAUGCAACAACAGGAGCUGGCACAGAUGAGGCAGCGAGAUGCCAACCUUACAGCACUAGCUGCCAUCGGACCCCGCAAAAAGCGCAAGGUGGAUUCACCAGGAGCCACGCCAUCAGGGACUGAGGUAUCAGGCAGCACGGCGGGAUCCCCGGCCAGCUCCUCCGCCCCGUCCACCUCAUCACGUCAACGGCAACGCAUCACUCGCGUCAACCUCAGGGACUUAAUUUUCUACAUGGAGCAGGAGAGAGAGACCGCCCACUCCCUCCUCCUUUACCGUGCUCUGCUCAAGUAGCCUCUACUCCGCUUGGCACCCACCUCAACCUCCGCCUCCUCCUUUCCCAGCCACGUGCCUUCAGAUCAGGUCUAAUGUUACAGCUCUGUGUCUCCAUAUGUACUGUAGUGAUGUUUGAUGUAGCGUUUAAUAAGAAAGAAGAGAGAGAGACAAAAAAACAUACAAAAAUAAAACAGUUGUUCUGUGUCUUCUCUGUUUAGCCUCACGUUGUGUAGUUAGAUCAUUCAGUUUUAAGACCAUAUCAAAUUCUUUGUGUUGAAGGAUUUGUUAGAGGGACAAUGUUUUUGUGUCUCAGGACUAGACACAAAACUUGUUCCACGUAUGUUGGGUAUUUAUUCGACGUCACCGGCAGUAACUUCAAUGAUCCACCUCAAAGGAAGGAUUCUUUUGGAGAAGAGAAUUACAGUUUGUUAGCACCUCGAUACAGCCUACGAUAUUCUCCACGAGCUAUUUGUUGAACAUAUGUUGUUCAAUGAAUGUAGUUCAGCUGAAAUCAAUAAAUGAGCCUUUUCCAGAUUUUCUGCACCGAGACAUCAUUUUCAAACAUUAAGAUUCCAAAUAACAGCAUCGCGAUCAAGUUCUUUACGUGUAAAUAGUUCUUUUUGAAUUAUUAUACGGCAUGUAUAAUUUUAACACAUGUAAGCUUUGUAAGAAAAAGGAAUAACCCAUGUGUCAGUAGUAUGACAUCUGAUGUUUUGUAAAACCAUGUGCUUUGAUUGAAUCACAUUUAGAAAGUUCACUCAGUUCACCUGUUGUGUAUGUGCUAUAGACAGAGUCCAGCAGCCCCUUACACAAAGGUCAUUAAACAGAGCCACAGUCUGCACUAUGACACCUGUUUGAGGUGUGUUUUGGUUCAGAGAGGUUUAUAUUGCAAGUGUGGUCCUGAAACUUUGAAUCAAAACAGACAUUUCUUUAUCUUUCCCUCUCACAGUUGGAAAAAAGAUGAGUAAUUCUCAUGGGGAGUAUUCAGGCCAUAUUGAAAAAACACUAUUUGGAGAUUUGGAAAAUAAUGUCGCAGUAUUACGAGAAUAAAGAAAAAAGAGGCAGCUUCCUUCAAGACCAUGUGAUUCUUUCUUCGGAAUAGACCCAGUUUCUUUUUCAAUUGUUUCAAAGUCCUGAUUCUUAUGAUAAUGUGGUCCUGAUGAGCCAAAAGAACUUUGUUGUUUUGUUAUUUGUGAAACUAAUGUAUAACUUAACAAGAUGCUGUCCUCAUUUUAAAGCCAGUAAUGGGCUGAUCUUCUGAUAUUUCCCCUGUAAAAUAUCACACAGCCUGAAACAAUGGCUUUAUUCUUGAAAUAUUACGACUUUAUUCUCAAAAACUCUGAUUAUUUUCCCCUUUAAAUGGCCCUCAUGCUCUUGAGUUCUCUUUAACUUUAAUAAUGACUGAAUGACAAAGCUAGAUCAUUAAGAAUUGUAGUGCACAGGCUUUACACUCAUUUGUAUUUUGAUGCAAAGUUAAAUAUCACAGUUGUAAAGUAACGUGUAACUGGAAAAAUGCAGUUAUAUGACUCCAGUCUAAAACUGAUUUAUGUGUUUCCCAUUUCUCUCUCUCUUUGUAUCACUGAUGGAAGAGAGGAGUAAUGCCUGCUUUUUACAUGUUGUCUUGCAUUGUCACCUUGUUCAUUAUUUUUCACAAUCCUUAUUGUGUUAUGUAAAAUUGUCCAGUAUGUUUCUGUUUGUUUCUAUUUAACUAAAUAUCUCGGCCUCUAUGCAGCUUUUCUUGUCAUAUUGAAAUUUAUUUAAAUAUGGUCGACAAUUGUUGUGCAAUGUACAUUUUGACAGCACUUUUUUUUAUACCUAUUUUACCUGACAACUGAAAGCUGUCACUGUAUCAUAGCAAAGAAAUGACUGAUAAAGGAAAAACAGUAUUGCCAGUUUCUGUCUAAAGACACUUAUUUUUUAACAAUUAAUAUAUGAAUAUUUCUUGGUUUUCUUUUUUGUUUCUUUUUCUGGGAUUGGCUUAUAUUCUUAACACGUUUUCAUAAAUUUUAUCUCCAAUAUACCAUGUUUUAAAAGCAAGCACAACAAGGAUUGUCGAGAUUUGAAAUUAUUUUAAUAAUGGUUUCUAUGGUUUCUUGUGGUUUCACAGGAGGACAUUUCUACUACUACUACUACUACAGCUUUUUAGCCAAAAUAUUAGGACAAUAUUACUGAUGUAAUUAGACAGAGGAAAUAACAUUUCAUUAUAAGAAUGAUUUGUAAAUAUUGUUUACAAAACUGUGUUUAUUAGAACCACGUUAUUUUUGGUAAACUCUUGUACAUAUCUUGACGAUUUCCUGUUUGUGUGAA
Paralichthys olivaceus (Japanese flounder) is the source of this 5436-nucleotide messenger RNA. RefSeq names its product transcription initiation factor TFIID subunit 4-like. Gene Ontology annotation, cellular component: transcription factor TFIID complex. NCBI's taxonomy places the organism in Eukaryota, Metazoa, Chordata, Actinopteri, Pleuronectiformes, Paralichthyidae. Gene Ontology annotation, biological process: DNA-templated transcription; transcription initiation at RNA polymerase II promoter. The record is from RefSeq and is a predicted model, not a curated record. Gene Ontology annotation, molecular function: RNA polymerase II general transcription initiation factor activity; DNA binding; protein heterodimerization activity.